Messenger RNA from Verticillium alfalfae VaMs.102, 1548 nucleotides. RefSeq names its product siderophore iron transporter mirB. Bases 1 to 1548 code for a protein of 515 amino acids. Gene Ontology annotation, biological process: transmembrane transport. NCBI's taxonomy places the organism in Eukaryota, Fungi, Ascomycota, Sordariomycetes, Glomerellales, Plectosphaerellaceae. Gene Ontology annotation, molecular function: transmembrane transporter activity. The record is from RefSeq and is a predicted model, not a curated record. The transcript is spliced from 4 exons.
AUGCCUACCCUGCCCAAGAUUCGCCUAGGCCUCGGGCGGCAGCAAGUCGACGAUACCAUCGUACCUGCCGCUGCCGAAAGAGCGACGGACGACGCCAAAUUGGGUACCGAAAACGUGGCAAAUGAAACAGGUGCACAGGGAGACGAGAAACCAGUGCUUCCCAGCGAGAAUGUGCAACAUGGUGUGCAAAGCGUACAGGCCGUCACACUCACCUGGUCGAAGCGAUCACUGGUAGCCGUUUUCGUCAAUCUCUCGACCUUUUGCGCCGCCCAGGUUUUCUAUUCUAUUGGAUUUGGAGGCAUCAUCUAUAGUGUGGAUGUUAUUACGGCUGACGCCACGAGCCUAAAGAAUCGAGGACUAGCGUUUGCGUUCACUUCUUCUCCCUACAUGAUAACUGCAUUCGCCGGCCCGAAGGCUGCAGAAGGAUUUUACGAGAACGUCAACUGGCGGUGGGGAUUUGGAUGCUUCUCAAUUAUCCUACCCUGUGUGGCGGCUCCUUUGUUCACAAUCUUGAAGUUCAACCUUCGAAAAGCCGAGCAGCAAGGACGUAUCCUCCGGGAAAAGAGCGGAAGAACAGUGGCGCAGAACAUUUGGAUGUUUGUGACGGAAUUUGAUGUUCCCGGAGUCAUCUUAUUCGCCGGCGGCCUCACUACAUUCUUACUGCCCUUCACACUCGCCGACUCAGCGCCUGACGGUUGGUCGUCAGGUUAUAUCAUCGCCAUGAUUGUCGUGGGCUUUAUCGUCCUUGGGAUCUUUGCGCUCUACGAAACAUUCCUCGCCCCCACACCGUUCCUCAACGUUCACCUCAUGACCGACAGAACAAUCAUUGGAGCUCUUGCCCUCUGCGCGACAUACCAAGUCUCCUACUACUGCUGGAACAGCUACUUCACCUCGUUCCUCCAGGUUGUGAAUAACCUGAGUGUUUCGGAAGCGGGAUAUGUUGCAAGUACUUUUGAUGUCGUGUCCGGCAUCCUUCUUUUGAUCGUCGGUUUCUCCAUCAGAAAGACGGGAUACUUCAAGUGGCUUCUUUACUUCGCCAUUCCACUCUACGUCUUUGCACAGGGGCUAAUGAUCCAUUUCCGCCAACCCAACGGUUAUAUUGGAUACGUUGUCAUGUGCCAAAUCUUCAUUUCAGUUGGUGGAAGUAUCUUCAUCAUCGUUCAACAGCUGUCGAUUCUCGCCGCUGUUGACCACCAGCAUGUCGCUGCAGCUCUGGCACUCCUCAGCGUUGUUGGUAAUAUUGGCGGUGCUGUUGGCAACUCUAUCUCUGGCGCUAUCUGGACCAACACUUUUGCCAAGGCCCUCGAGCGAUAUCUCCCGGCCACGGCUUUGCCGGAUCUGGCCGAAAUCUACGAAAGCCUCGAGACGCAGCUCAGCUACGAAGUCGGCUCCCCGGAGCGACUUGGUAUCCAGCAGGCGUAUGGAUACGCACAAACCAGGAUGCUUGCGACGGGCACUGGUAUCAUGGCACUGUCAUUCAUCUGGGUCCUUCUCAUCCGCAACAUCAACGUUGGAACCAUUAGGCAGACUAUGGGCAAUGUCUUCUGA